AUGUCUUUUACCGAGAAAGAGGUGCCGAAGGGCGCCCAUGUUGAGGGUGCGACUGAGGAUCGAGUGUCCAUCAGUGCUGCUCCCAUCGGGGAUGGAAUCCACACCGCAGCCGGGAAGGGCCAAGUCGCAACAGACAAGUACGGCCACCCUCUUGUCGAAUUCGACCCCGUAGCGGUCCGCAAGCUUCGCUGGAAGCUCGAUCUGUACACGAUUCCCACCGUCGCGUUGCUGUAUCUCUUUUGCUUCAUCGAUCGUGCGAAUAUUGGAAACGCUAGAAUCGCUGGCCUCGACAAGGACCUCGACCUCAAGGGCUACGACUACAACAUUGUCCUCUCCGUCUUCUACGUCUCCUACAUCAUCUUCGAGAUCCCCGCCACUGUUGCCUGCAAGUGGAUGGGCCCCGGAUGGUUCCUGCCUCUCACGUCGCUCUUGUUCGGCAUUGUCUCCAUCAUGACGGCCCUCGUCCACAACCGCGCCGCCAUCUGCGGCGUGCGCUUCCUGCUCGGCAUCUUCGAGGCAGGCAUGCUCCCGGGCAUCGCCUACUACCUCUCAAGAUGGUACCAGCGCGCCGAACUGACCUUUCGUCUAUCGCUGUACAUGGUCAUGGCCCCCCUGGCCGGCGCCUUUGGCGGUCUUUUGGCUUCAGCCAUCCUCACCCUCGACUCGUUCGGGAGUCUCCACCGCUGGCGGAUGAUCUUCGCCAUCGAGGGCAUCGUCACCAUCAUCCUGUCCAUCAUCGCCUUCUUCACCCUCACCGACCGCCCCGAGACCGCGCGGUGGUUGACCCAGGAGGAGAAGGACCUCUGCAUCGCUCGCGUCAAGUCUGAGCGCGUGGGUGCCACGGAGGUCAUCGACAAGAUUGACAAGACCAAGCUGAAGCGCGGCAUGUUCAACCCCGUCACCCUCGAGAUCGCCAUCAUCUUCCUUUUCAACAAUAUCACGGUGCAGGGCCUGGCCUUCUUCCUCCCGACCAUUGUCGCCAGCAUCUACCCCACCUUCUCGACCGUCCAGAAGCAGCUGUACAGCGUGCCUCCCUAUGCGGUCGGAGCGUUCUUUACCAUCGCGUUCCCUGGCCUGAGUUGGUACCUUGAUAGACGCCAGGUGCUCAUCGCCCUGAGCGCGCCGAUGGUCAUGUGUGGAUACAUCAUGUUCCUUGCGUCCAAGGUGGCCAAGGUCCGCUACGGAGCGACCUUCCUCAUCGCCAGUUCCGCCAUGGUGCUGGGUCCCAUGUCCAACGCCCACAUCAGUGCCAACGUCGUCAGCGACACGGCGCGCAGCAGUGCCAUUGGUAUGAAUGUCAUGUUUGGUAAUGUCGGCGGUCUCAUCUCUACUUGGAGCUUCCUCAGCUGGGAUGCGCCAGACUACCACAUCGGCAACGGCCUCAAUUUAGCUGCCUCAAGCAUGAUCCUGAUUGUGGCCACCUGCGCGUGGCUCUGGAUGAAGUGGGACAACAAGCGCCGCGACGACCGCAGCAUCGAGGAGGAGCUGGCGGGCAUGUCGGAGCAGGAGAUUCGGGACUUGGACUGGAAGCACCCUGCUUUCCGCUGGAGAACCUGA
This is a messenger RNA of Colletotrichum spaethianum, 1557 nucleotides long. Its product is annotated as MFS transporter prlL. The transcript has 4 exons. The coding region runs from base 1 to 1557 and encodes 518 amino acids. Gene Ontology annotation, biological process: transmembrane transport. NCBI's taxonomy places the organism in Eukaryota, Fungi, Ascomycota, Sordariomycetes, Glomerellales, Glomerellaceae. Gene Ontology annotation, cellular component: membrane. The record is from RefSeq and is a predicted model, not a curated record. Gene Ontology annotation, molecular function: transmembrane transporter activity.